AAGUUGGAAGGGAAAGUCAUUUCAUGCAUCAGAACAAGACUACUGUCAGCAGAAAAUCCAGUAUCAAGAAGCUGAGGUUUUUUGGACUCAUUUCAACGGUUGUUCUUUUUAUUGGCGUAUUUUUAUGCUAUUGGUGCAUGGGCAACAGUUCGUCAAGCAGCAUGGCCACCCCAAUCGUGAUUGGACCCCGAGCAGCCCACAGAGCAACGUUGAUUUUCCUACACGGCUUGGGGGAUACUGGACAUGGCUGGGCACAAGGAUUUGCUCAACUUAAUAUGUCUAACAUCAAAUGUGUGUGCCCUACUUCGCAAAUACGAAAAGUAACCUUAAAUGGUGGUAUGCCUAUGCCUUCUUGGUUUGAUAUAUAUGGAUUAGAUCCUGAAGCAAGGCAGGAUGAAGAUGGAAUUAAAAAAGCAUCACAAGAAUUGAAAGAUUUGAUAAAAGAAGAAGCAAAAAGUAUAUCAACAGGAAAGAUAUUUAUUGGAGGAUUUUCUCAGGGAGGAGCAGUGGCUUUGUACACUGCCUUGACGUCAGACUGCCAACUUGCGGGCCUAGUUGGCCUCAGUACAUGGCUUCCACUUCAUGGCAAAUUCAUGGGUAACCAGAUAGAAAAAAGUAAAUAUGUAAAAGAGUUAAAAGUGUUUCAAGGGCAUGGUAAGGUAGAUCCAAUGGUGUCACACACCUAUGGACAGAUGACCAGCAAGAUCCUGGCAGACAAUGCAAAGAGUGUCAACUUUAAAUCCUAUGACAACAUGGGUCAUAGUUCAUGUGCACAGGAAAUGGCAGAUAUAAAGGAGUUUCUGGAAUCAAUCAUCCCCAGUGAAUGACAACCUCAGUAGUCACAUAUCUCUGGGGAAAACAAGGGAAAGAUCAACAGUUUUGUGUUUAAUACAACUGCAGCCGAGGAGGUCUUUUUUUAUGUCAUUAUUGCGAUGUGGCAGGGAGCAUUUGGAUGCAACCAAUUAACUUUCUAUGUGAAAUAAUGCAAAAUUGAACACUUCACAUCUGAUCUCUGUAGUAAAAACAAUUGUGGUCACUCAACCAUGUCUGGUAGAGAUAUUUUGUCUCUUUAGUUAUUGUGAACAUCCAAUCGUGUCUGGUAGAGAUAUCCUGUCUCCUUAGUAAUUGUAUUCAACCAACCAAAUGGUAGAGAUAAAAUCUUGUCUCUUUAGUAAUUGUUGUCUAGUAGUUUUGGAUGAAGAAGCUGUAAAGGAAGAUUUGUGUUGACAAUCAGUAAUUGGUAGUAGGUUUUUGUACAGAGCAGUUUGACAUUUUAUCUUUUGGUAAUGUUGUAUGAGAUGGUUCAAUCCUCAACGAGCAACUGUCGUCAAUUACAAAUCAUUGACGAGGCUAAAUGUCAGUUAAGAAUGGUAGGUAUAGUAGUGUCUUUUUCCAAUUUUUACUCACCUGACCUUUUUUUCUCUUGUAUGGAGUUUUAGAAUAAGAUAUACAAUUUUUCCUAAAUAUAAACAAGUCUUCACUACAUUGAAUAAGAACAUUAGGCAUUGAUUUUUUUUUUCUACUAAUAAAUCAUUCCAAACACCUGGAUUUAUUCAUUGCUAAAUUCAUUCCAAAUUGGAUUUGAAAACUCUUUUAGUGUGCAUCAAGUUUGAUAAUUAAAGAGAUGUUUUCUGUUGAUUUUCUAUAUUUGUAAGAAAGAUUGGCAUUUUUUUCUUGCUAAAGUUACAAACUGUGCCACAUAAUAGUAAAAAGUAUACGAUUGAGUCACAAACAGUACCAUAUAAAGAUAAUUUAUUAUACAUAGUAUAUGAUUAAGUUACAAACAGUACGAUAUAAACAUAAUAUAUUAUAAAUAGUAUACGAUAAAUUGAUAUUGUUAUGAUUUGAUAUCUUUCAAAUUCCUGACAUGAUAUGAGGCAGCCAUCUCAUUCCAAUCUUGAGAGAUGGAAAAGUAACUGAUAGUAUAUAUUUUGUAGGCAAUGAAGAGAUCUUCAAAGUAUGAAGCCAACAUACACUGAAACCUUUGAGCUAAUUAAGUUCAGGUAAAACAGUUUGUCCUGAACUGAUUGAUAAAGUUUUAAAAUGUUAUGUGUUACAGUGUAUUACUAGAAUUUUCAUUUUCACUGAUAUUAUUUAUGGAAAGUUAUUUGACUUUAGAAACAUUUCAUCAAUGUGAUCUAUUUUUCAUUUACACAAAAUAUAGUAUUAUUAUAAACCAGGACAGGUUGUAUAGAACAAGAGGUAAUGUCUGUUUUUUAGGUUGGUAAGAUCGCUGAUCUAAUCAAUAUACUGGAGAUUAUAAUGGCAUCAUGAAUUUCAUUAACAACUUAUUUCAAUUAAUCUGAAGGUUUUGUCAUUUGACAUAUCACGACAAAAAAAAAGAAAAAAAAAAAACAAGAAAAAAAACUAAUAUUAUUGAAUGCAACUUUUUCAGAUCUUGUAUGAACAUAUUUAUUUAUUGAAAUUGUAUUAUCUUGUGGUAAUUAAGAAUGUUUACAACUAGCCUCAUUUGAGAAAAAACAAAAACAAAAAAAAGGAGAACAUUUGCAUAUUUGUAAGAUACUACCAGGAGUGUGCCUUUGGUUGAACUACUUCAUUGAUACCGUCAUAAAUCAAUCAUAUAUUCCAGCAGUCAGAUUCAACAGCAGUCAUGUAUAACUUAGGUUUAUAUCAACACCUUUUGGUCUAAUCCUCAUUACUGUGUAAACGUUUAAGAUUUAUGUCAAGUCUAUGCACCUGUCUAUAGAAAACUGACAACUACAGGUAAUGAAGAACAAGGGCGGUUUUUUUUUUGUUUUUUUGUAGCCAUAUUUUUUUUCUGUAAACUUUGUAUACAUCUUUGUUAAAAUUAUAAUUGAUGUACCCAUUAUUAUGAUAGGUCAUGCUAUAUACUCUACAAUUUGUAUUCUUUUUGUUUUCAUUCCUCUUGUUCUGUAAACCAACUCUCUUUCAUGUGCAAUUUACAUUCACAAAUCUGAUGAUCCAAAGAAGAUAAUCAAUCUGCAUUCAGACCAUUUUCAGUAUAGAAUGAAAGUAUGAGUACAGCCUGUUUUGUGAAAAUAAGUAUGCUUGAAAAGAAAGUUCGUUUGCAAUAUACAGAAGUAUCUUCCAGGCACUUUGAUUGUAUACUGUUUACAGGGAAACUUUUGCUGUAGUUAACUGUAGGUAGUUUUUGCCUGUUUGCCAACAGAAUGAAAAUGAAAAAGGGGUUUUAUGCCAAAAUACAUGUUUUUAUGCAUUAACCAAUUGUUUGGAUUUUAUGCUGUUUAUGCCAGGGUAAAAGAAUCACUGGGCAAUUUUUCCGUGUAUGUAGUGAUACCAAACCAACUAGUGUCAUGCAUUUGUUUAAAAGUACUUAGAUGUAGCUUAAUUGAAUAUUAUGUCAUAACUCAUCCACCAAACACAAAGAUUUAUUUUAGAGAUCGCCAAUAAGACACCAACUUUGCAUUUAUAUAUCUGGCACUACCAGAAAGAAGCACCGCAUGAACACCUAUUUGCAAUAUUCUUAAAUUUAAAGAAGAUAUAACAUCAUUGUGUAGUUAUCAAUAUCCAAUGUAUAUCAACCUCACAUUCCUCUAAACUGGUACACAUUUUGUUAAAAUACCGCUACUGGCAGCAGUGACAUGUGAGUUCAGUACUAAUGUAGCAAGUCUUUAAGCUGUAUCUAGACGCAGUUGUACAAUGUUUUGUUUAACUUUCAGUAUAAAAAAAAUGAAGGGGGAAAAACUAAUGAAUUUAUCUACAAUAUAUAUAUAUGUGAAGUGAAUAGUUUAUAAGAAUAAGCCAGACCAGAGAGUAGGUUGUUUUCUGUCUAGGUAAAGGAUACACAACUGUUUGGAAAUGGCACUUAUAAGUUAAUUUCAGGAUGUAUUGAGAAUGAUUUAAACUUUAUUGAAUUAAAUAUCGGUUGCUUUUCAUCAGAAUUUACCCACUUAAUGUAUUUUUGUUUUAUUUUUUAUCAUUAGCAAACAGUAUUUUCUUGUUUAUGAGGUAAUUAUGAAAAAUUGUAAACAAACUAAUGAUGCUUGGUCUGCAAGUUAUCAUGAUUUUGUUAAUUUUCUUUUUCAUACCAAUAAAACACGAUGUGUUCAUGGUUA
This is a messenger RNA of Ylistrum balloti, 4058 nucleotides long. RefSeq names its product acyl-protein thioesterase 1-like. Gene Ontology annotation, molecular function: palmitoyl-(protein) hydrolase activity; carboxylic ester hydrolase activity. The transcript is spliced from 8 exons. Lineage: Eukaryota; Metazoa; Mollusca; Bivalvia; Pectinida; Pectinidae. Gene Ontology annotation, biological process: protein depalmitoylation. The coding region runs from base 24 to 827 and encodes 267 amino acids. Gene Ontology annotation, cellular component: cytoplasm. The record is from RefSeq and is a predicted model, not a curated record.